Saprolegnia diclina VS20 is the source of this 1931-nucleotide messenger RNA. RefSeq lists its product as hypothetical. Gene Ontology annotation, cellular component: cytoplasmic microtubule. The record is from RefSeq and is a predicted model, not a curated record. NCBI's taxonomy places the organism in Eukaryota, Oomycota, Saprolegniomycetes, Saprolegniales, Saprolegniaceae. The transcript is spliced from 3 exons. Bases 909 to 1793 code for a protein of 294 amino acids.
CGAUCGGCCUUCUUGGGCCGGAACGACAGCAUCUUUUGAAAGUCGGCAAACUCGGCGUCGAGGACCUCGGUCGUCUCGUCCUGGUUGGCCUUGUUCUUCUGCUUCUCCGCCUUGUACAUCUUGCUCUUCAUCAUAACUUCGUGCAUGAUCUCUUCGUGCGUCUUCUUCUUCGCGGGUUCGUCGCCAUUUGCAGCGGCGCCGCCACCAAAGUGGAGCUGGUUUACGAGCUCGCGCCCGAGCUUGUUCUCGAACGCACGGUCUUCUUCGUCCAUGUCACUGCCAUGCCCGUCCGGGCCGUCAAACGCGUCAUAGUCGUCGAUCUUCUGGCCACGAUGCGUCAGAAACUCCUCUUCGUUGUCGUCGUUCUCGUCGGCGAGGUUGAACUUGGAGGCGUUGCGCUGCUGCUGGUACUGCUUCUUGCGCUCUGUCUGGAAGCGCGCGAGCAUCUUGUCUUCGAGCGACAUGUCUUCGCUCUGUUCGCCAAGACGGCGAUCCUUGAACUCGUUGUUCUUCUUGCGCGUCUGGAACUGCUUGAGCAGCGUUUGGCGGCGGCGGUCCUCGGCCUGCGCGCGGGCUUGGGCCACGUUGCGACCUUGGCCCUUGAUGCGCUUCCCGAGCACCUCGUACUUGGAGCGCGAGUUGGACUGCACGUCAAAGGCGUUGCUCUUGGCGCGGCCAAAGGUCUUGGCGCCGGCCUUGGCCUUGGCCUUGGCGCCGACGCGGCCGACUGCUUGCAUGCGCUCCUUCUUCCCCAUCGUCGUAUUGCUUGGGUUCAAACUGCAAUUACCAGUCGCCAACAAAAAACAAAACCCACCAACCAUUGCAAGGCUCGCGUUUCUGCCAAUCGCAUGGCGCGAAAAAAGAGCCAAUCAACGGUGACAAUAGAUCCUCCGGAUAAUGCGUGACGUAUGCGGACGCUCAGAUCGAAGAUGGCAGCGACGUGGCGAGUUGGGCGGACGAACGACUCGUCGGGCGUCGCAGCCGCGCUGCGCCCGAGCACCGGGUACCGCGAAGACAUGAUCAAGCGGGGCGUGGCGCCGAGGGACUUUGUCAAGGAGAACCGCAAGCGCAUCCAGCUCAAGCAGGCCGAGCAGGCGCAGAAGAAGGCCGAGGACGAAGCCAAGGCGAAUGCCAAGCGCGCGACCGAGAGCUUCAAAAUCAAGCGCUUUGAGCGCGCAGCCUCGCGUGUUGGCAGCUACGACGGAGAUGACCGCUCGAGCACGAGCAGCCAACACUCGCGGUAUACGACCCAUCGACGCGAGUACAACAAGGCCCGCGUCCCGACCCAAGACGAGCUUCGCGAGCGCGACCGGCAGCUCAAGGAGGCCCAGAACCGGCAACAAGUCGAUUUCAUCAACUCGAAUGCGUGGGAGGUCAUCCAAAAGGCGCCCAAGAAGCCUGCACCGACGGCCGCCGAGCUCUGGGACAUCGAGUCGAGGCGACAUCAGAGCUUUGGCCAAGUCCCGAGCUACCUCCGUGAGCGCAAGGCUGCGUGGGCGAAAGAAGAAGAGGACCGCCGCAUGAACCUUCCGGACCCCGACUGCCCGCCUGGGAUGGUGCUCAUGCCCGACGACGACCGCUUGGAUACAUUGGCGACGCUGCGCGAGAGCUAUGAAGCGGCGCGCCGACAGAUGAACCAGCUGCCGCUGCGCAUCGAGACACCGAGCCAGAUCCGCCGCAAGCAGGCGCUCGAGACCAAAAUGCAAGAGAUCGAAGAUGCCAUCAAGGUCUUCGACAAGCCCAAGGUGUUUAUGCUGCCCGAAGCGCUCACCGAGUCGACAACGAGCGCCUAAUCCACUCUCCAUAUGAUCCUAUCCAAUUCUAUCCAAUUCUAUCCUAUCCUAUCCUAUCCUAUCCUAUCCUAUCCUAUCCUAUCCUAUCCUUGUGAUUCAAAACCGAAUCCAAACUCAAAAGGAGAUAUUAGCUGCUGG